Lucilia cuprina (Australian sheep blowfly) is the source of this 2070-nucleotide messenger RNA. Its product is annotated as mini-chromosome maintenance complex-binding protein. The record is from RefSeq and is a predicted model, not a curated record. Gene Ontology annotation, molecular function: chromatin binding. The transcript has 3 exons. Bases 138 to 2000 code for a protein of 620 amino acids. Gene Ontology annotation, biological process: DNA-templated DNA replication. Lineage: Eukaryota; Metazoa; Arthropoda; Insecta; Diptera; Calliphoridae.
ACAAAAAAUGUAUUCAACAGAAAAAUUAUCAGUGCACAAAAACAUCGUGAGGUUUACAAACGUAUUUUUUAUUGCAUGAAAUAGCAAAAACCAAAAACCUUAACAUUAUUUAAAACAAAUAAAUUAAAAAUAAUACCAUGUUUGUAAAAAGUGAAUCGUUAAACAUACAACUACCACAAUCUCCCGAAGAAUUUGCUGGUCCAAAAAAUGCAGAAUUUAAUAAACUUCUUGAAAAUCCCAAGCUAUGGUCUAGUGUACCAUUGUUAAAUUACACUCCUUUACAUCAGUUAAAAGACAAUACAUUAGUAAGAUUUAGAGGUAUGAUACAGGAUAUGCAAGAUCCAGAAAUAUAUCUGGAACGAUACGAAUGCAAGAAAUCAGAUGGUUCUGGAACUCGCAUACAAGAGGGUAAAUAUAGAGAUUGCCUAUUGUUGGAGCGAGGCGAAGAAGUAGUCUAUGACUCAAGUUCGAAUGUACAGGGUGAGAGAAGAACUUUAUUUGUUAUCUCUAUACCGGGAAUAAAUGACUGGACGAAAGAGUAUGAGGAAAACAGCAACAAAGCAAAUUUGCCGGUAAUAAAUAUAGAACAACGUGAAAAUGUCGCUGAAGGAGCGAAAAAGAGAUCAGCUCCACUAGACGAUGAAAUGGAAAUUGAUCGUCCAGAUAGCAUAACUCAAGUUGAAAACAAAUCAAGUGUAGAAGCUACAACACGUCCGAAAGUCGAUACUGCAAAUGAACAGCAGUCAAACUCUUCCAAAAAUACUGCCUUAGGUGCUGAGUAUUUGUUAAAUUCUCCCAUACCUGAAAGACCCAGUAAAGCAUGUAUGAUUAAAGUAUAUAAAGACUUCGAUACAUAUACCCUCAAUACGGUUGUUGAUGUCAUUGGUUUUCUAUCAGUAGAUCCUUCACUUGAUGCCUCUAGCAUGGAGGUGGAUAAUUUUGAAAGUACUACAGAAAUACAAGCCCUUAAUCCUCCUCCAUCUUUAAUACCCAGAUUACAUGCUAUAGCCGUUCAUAAUUUACCUCAUGUCAAUCCCCUAAUGGAUCUACGUUUACCCAUGGUAGCUAGUAACAAGGAAAACAUAAACAUACAAGUUGUACAGAAAGAUCUACGCAUGCUUUUAACUUUAUGUCUUUUCAAUGAUGACUUGGCUGCAGAUUAUUUGCUAUCACAUCUCAUAUCAACAGUUUAUAGUCGUUGUGAAUUACAAAGUAUUGGUAAAUUUUCUCUUAACAUUUGCAACAUUCCCAAAGAGGCAUUGGCGGAUUACACAAAACAAUUGUAUGAAAUACUCGAAUUAAUAAUACCCGCAAGUCAUUAUUUACCCAUGACUUUGGAUACAAUGAAUACCGCUGCAUUUGUUCCUAAAAAAGAUUACGAAACAAAUAAAUUGGUAUCCGGUUUAUUGCAAUUGGCACCACAGACUCAUUUAAUACUUGAUGAGACUCAUAUGCAACAGGGAAAAUUAGAAGCCAAUGGAGUUAUGGGAAUACAAAGCAUUGCUCAUCUUAUAAAUCAUCAACAAAUUAAAUGCAAUUUCCAAUACUAUGAUAUAGAUUAUAAUGUAGAUAUACCAGUGUUGGUGCUGAGUGAGGGACGAAGCAUGUUGCCGAGCGACAUAUCAUUGCCCCUUAAAACCAACACAGAGUCUAUACAACUAAUAACUGAAACAUUAAAGGCGGCACAUCAUUAUCUUAAUCAAAAUUCACGUCUUGAUCAAUUUCGUCGCUUCUUAACGUUGGCAAAAACUUCUCAAUUUUCUAUGAAUCCGGAUGAUACUGAAAUGAUACAAAAUGAUUUCGUUGAAAUGCGCAAGGCUGAUUCAGUCACAAACGCAGAUGAUUUACAUUCUCUUUUGGUACUGUCGCGUCUAUUGGCUAUUGCCCAGGGCAAAGAAAUACUCGAUAAGGAAUCUUGGAAUAUGGCUAAGGAAAUGGAAACAAAACGGCGUCAACGUUUAAGUGAGCUACCAAAAUCUACAUUGCGUUCGCGCCAAUAAUAAUAUAUUUUUAGAGUUAAUACUUGUUACAUUUUAAAUAAAGAAAAUAAAUUAUUUCUUACUAUUUCAA